This is a messenger RNA of Electrophorus electricus (electric eel), 2169 nucleotides long. It is a transcript of the gene nkd2b, whose product is annotated as NKD inhibitor of WNT signaling pathway 2b. Gene Ontology annotation, biological process: negative regulation of Wnt signaling pathway. The record is from RefSeq and is a predicted model, not a curated record. Gene Ontology annotation, cellular component: cytoplasm. Gene Ontology annotation, molecular function: calcium ion binding. NCBI's taxonomy places the organism in Eukaryota, Metazoa, Chordata, Actinopteri, Gymnotiformes, Gymnotidae.
CAGUGGAAGCGCGGAUUUCUUGUUUCUUCAGUUAUUUUAUCUGAACUCUUGUCGAUAUUCAAUGAUUUAUAAUGUUGACACGCGGGAAACCAGUAGGAUUAAACUAAACUUGAUGAAUUCUGGAGCCUUCCAAUGAUUUGACCGGCGUAUAUAAUGUGAUCUUAGUCGGAUGUUCACUUACCAACAGAAAGCUCUGAGGAAUAUCAUCAGAAUUAACCAAAGCAUUGGAUCGUGAUUUAAAAUGGGGAAACUUCAGUCCAAACAUGCCUGUAAGAGAAGAGAAAGUCCUGAAGGUGACAGUUUUGUCGUGAACGGGUUUAUUUCCAAAAGAGGUGCUGAAGAAUGCGGUAGAUACAGCACGUCGGAACAUAAAUUAAAGGAUAUUCAGGAGUUGCAGAGCUGUGAGUUUAAGGAUGGGCAAUUUGCAGAACAUCACUGCCCCCUGGAGGUGGUCCUCCCUCCUGAGAAGGUGAGGGGCUGUGAGGGUUUGCUGCUGCAUGUUUCCCCUCAGGAUGGUGAGAGGGAACCACCCAGAGAGACCAGCAAAGGGAGGAAACGCAUUAGUCUGAACGAACUCGAGUGUGACGUUUCUGUGGAGAGUGAUAAUAGACAGGAGUGGGUCUUCACCCUCUAUGAUUUUGACAACAGUGGCAAAGUGACCAAAGAGGACAUGUCCAGUCUUGUUCACACCAUCUACGAUGUAGUGGAUGCCUCAGUAAACCAGUCCUGCCACAAGAGUAAGACUCUACGUGUAAAACUGACUGUCACACCAGACCCCUGCAUCCGCCGGAGAGAACACAGCCAUGCUGGGACAGAACGAGACUGGAGCUGUCACCGUGCGGAGGCCACUCUCCAGGAGGAGGUGCAUGGAGCAGACAGACGCCACUCCGCCCAUAUAAGUUACAGACGGCAGGCGAGUGACUCUCCGGUGCGGACACAUUACUGCGUGGACGAGAACACGGAGAGGAGGAAUCACUACCUGGACCUGGCUGGCAUCGAGAACUACACCUCCAGGUUUGAAGCCAUGGCACCCCCUCCAGGCCGUCAAGACCACCCCUCACGGCCAGUUCACUCCCAGAGUCGCUCGCGCUCCCACGAACCGGAGUCACACGGCCACCAGCGCCGCUCUCUGAUGGCGAGUGACCACUCCUCCCCGCCAGACCCCCGCGCCCGUGUUCCCCACGUCAUCAAGCCCCCUAAGGGAGCGCCCAAAGGGGCUGGGGUCACUCCGGUGGGGGUUGUCGUCGGGCCAAAGGGCACCAAAUGCUACAGCCACCACCCUCCAGCACAGGGCGGGGACCUCGGCGGCCAGGACAUCUACCACCUGCCCCAGCGGAGCCAGUCUCCGCCUCCCACGCAUGCUCAGCACCCUCUCCAGCACAGCCAUAGCAGGCGGCUGAGGGCCAAAGGCCGGGAACAGGCCCUGUCGCCCAGCCGGCACGCCACACAGCAGCAAGCCUCGCCCGGGGGCCCGGAGCGGGAGCACCCACCCGGCGUGCCCGCGGGCUUCGUGCUGCCCGUGGUGCAGCGGCACGAGCAUCACCACCACCACGAGCAUCAUCACCAUCAUCACUACCAUCACUACCAUCAGACAUGACCGUGUGCACACACGUUCAUGCGCAGGCAGCGUGGGAGCGCCUUCCAUGCCUCGCUUACCAUCAGACACAGACUAACACCGGGCUUUUAAAACCGUGGAUUUGUGACGUACAGUUGCCAUCGACAUUUCAGAGCUGCCCGCUCAGAUCAAGAGUUUCCACCCUGGAGCGUACGCCCACGUCUUUGGUUCAAAAUGAGCUCACCACCAAAUGGCCUAAAAGCAUGAGCAUGGCUCCAAGCUUGUGUCCCACCGUGCUAGUGUGCUGCGCUAAAGCGGUACCACUCCAGGUCUUCAGUCUCAGGUGAAAGGUGCUGCUCUUAGCUUUUGAAGAACGGAGACUUUCCUCUUAGAAAUGGAGGGGUCUUUCCACUGCAGAUGGAGGACUCUCUCUUUACCAGGGUACACAUCACCACUGCCAACUUAUAAUGCAAAAAUAUAUUCCUGUAUGUAUGAAACUAUACGACUAUAAACACUUUAUUGUAUGAUUAUACAGUAUAUGCAUAUUUAUCGUGAUCAGUACUUAUGCAUACAAGUUUUGUAUUUUAUAUGUAUUUAAUAAAAUACUUAGCAUA